GCGUAUAUAAUAACAGAAUAUCGUCAACGAGUGUCAAAUAGUUUCUUGAACGAGGAAAAUCCGAGACCUUGCGCCGAACCAAACCAAUAUCACGCUAAUUUCCAUGAUGAGCAGGGACUCGGACAGAGGGAGAUACUCAACUCCUGAGGGGUCACCAAUCUGGGAGUACUUCUCAACCGCAUCUUGCGCCAUGUUAUUUUUUGCCAUUGGAUUUGUGCCAGGAUGGAAUGCACCGACCCUAAACAUGCUUCAGAAACCGGGCUCUCCAAUAACCAUCAAUGGUUCGGACGUAUCUAAUAUAUCAGCCGCAAUGGGUUUCGGUUACAUGUUUGCUCCUACACUCACCGUACUGAUCACUGACAAGCUUGGCAAGAAAAAGUCUCUUCUAAUUACCAUCGCAGUAACGAGCAUCAACUGGGGGUUGAUUGCAAUCGCUCAAACCGUUAAUAUUCUAAUCGUGGCGAGAUUCAUCAGUGGUUUCGCGAUGGGCAUGAUUCUGGGCAUCGCACCGAUGUACCUCGGGGAAGUAGCUUCAGUGAAAAUUCGCGGAGCAAUAGGAAUGGUCUGCAGUGUGACGAUGAACGCUGGCAUACUAUUCACCUUCGUUGUGGUACCGUACCUGUCCGUACGAAUGGUAGCUUAUAUAUCCCUGACCUUGAUCACCUUGGCCGCGAUGUGUAUCCUGUUCAUCCCCGAGUCUCCGUACUUUCUUGCAAGGGUUGGCAGGAUCGCGGAAGCCGAGGUCGUUCUGGAAAAGCUUCGCGGUAAAUCGGACGUGACAGAGGAACUGGAUCUGAUAAAGAAUACCGUCACCGAUAUGGACAAAGGUGCGAAGAAGCUGAAUAAGGGCAACGAGCCAAGGGCACCAAAGACAUUUGGCAUCUUCGAGCAAAUAAAGCAAAUCGUCACUGUACCUGGUAACCGAAAAGCAUUUUUUAUCAACUUGUUGGUUAUGAUAUGGAUGGAGUUCGGUGGUUACAUCGUUAUCAUGAUAUUUUGCACGUUUCUAUUCGAUGCGAUGCACUCUAAGAUUUCCUCCUAUACGUCGACGAUCAUUCUCAGUGCGUGUCAACUCGUUUCCAAUGUCUUCACGGCCUUCGUGAUAGACAGAGUCGGGCGCAGGCCUCUGAUCGGUAUUUCAGGGGUUUUAAGCGGCGCUUGCCUCAUGAUCAUCACUGUGUACUAUUUCCUGAUGGAAUACACUGGAAUAGACUCCUCUCCGUACUCAACUUUGGCCGUUUGCGCGAUGUACGUCAACAUAAUCGUGUUGAGCAUCGGUCUGGUACCACUGCAGACGAUCCUCAUGAGCGAGACAAUUGCUUCUGAAGUUAAAACGCUGGUGAGCAACAUAACCAUCUCGAUGGGCGGCCUACUCGGUUCCGCUGCGAUGAUGUUUUACAAACAGACUUCGGAAAUCUGGGGAUUAGGCAACUCUGUGCCUUUCUUUGUCUUUACCAUCACUACUUGGUUCAGCACGAUGGCCAUCAUGAUGUUGCUACCCGAAACGAAAGGCAAGACUUUCUUGGAGAUACAGAGAAUACUUAACAAAUAACAAAUAAUCAUGAAUGAGUCAUAGAUAUGAAGCUGGUGCUCCCGAUCGUUCAAAGUUGAAAUUGUUUGUAAGUUAUCGUGUUAUUAUAAGAUUAUAAGACUGUAAGUGAACUUGCUGAGUGAAACUAUACCGUGAUUAAUUGCUGAAUUUCUGGUUGAACAUCUUGCACUAGUGUUUGAUCGUUGAACCGCAAGAAUGUAAACCAUUCGUACGCUCUGACGCUGUGUGAAAUGAAGGAUCAGCGUAACAAAUAACAAAGAGACACGUGCCUACGCUGAUAACAUCAGAAAUAAAGCACCGUCAUCAUCGAUAGUGAAGAGUCAUGUUCUGUUUCCACAAGUUAGUCCGAAAUACGUAUAAAUGAGAUAAUAGCACGAGCGUAAAAGUCCUGAUCUGAAGAGC
Neodiprion fabricii is the source of this 1954-nucleotide messenger RNA. Its product is annotated as sugar transporter ERD6-like 4. Lineage: Eukaryota; Metazoa; Arthropoda; Insecta; Hymenoptera; Diprionidae. Gene Ontology annotation, molecular function: transmembrane transporter activity. The transcript has 4 exons. The record is from RefSeq and is a predicted model, not a curated record. Gene Ontology annotation, cellular component: membrane. Gene Ontology annotation, biological process: transmembrane transport. The coding region runs from base 104 to 1552 and encodes 482 amino acids.